AUGAAGUGGCUGCAUCUUCUCUGCCUCAGUCUCCUGGCACUGGGAUGUAUCCUGGAUGUGCACGGUGGGAACAGCAUCCUUGACUGCUGCUUGUGGAUGAGCGAGAGGCCCACCCAGCGGCGGAUAGUGCAGGAUUACCGGCUCCCGCCGCCGCCGGAUGGCUGCGACAUCCCAGCUGCCGUGUUCAUAACCACAAAGGGCAAGCGCCUCUGUGCCCCCCCUCCAGACCCGUGGGUAGUUCGCCUCCAAGAGAAGCUGGACACCAGCUCUGCCAGGAAGGCUCAAAUUUGA
Molecule: messenger RNA, 291 nt
Organism: Nipponia nippon (crested ibis)
Lineage: Eukaryota; Metazoa; Chordata; Aves; Pelecaniformes; Threskiornithidae
Source: RefSeq, a predicted model, not a curated record